UUCACUUGAGGCACAAUUGGCACUUCAGCCACUCCACUUAUGACAAGACCACCUGGAGGAUCCGCAGAAUAUCGUUCAAUACGGCUUCGGCCCACCGGAAAUGAGCCCUCGAACGCGAUCCAGGAAGAGGGGGGGCGCGGUGUCCAACCUCAUCCUGAAUGCCAUCUCCUACAGCGGCCCGUCUGGCGUCACCUUGGCCGGCCUCAGGAGAGUCCUGAAGGCCAACGGCUAUGAUGUGGUGCGCAACAGAGCCCGGCUGCGAAUGACCGUCCGCAGACUGGUGACCAGGAAGUACAUAGUGCGCACCAGGGGAAGACGCCUCAGGAUCAACCCUUACGGCCCUCGCAGGCGCAGAGGCGUUCGAUUGAGGCGGCGAAGGAGGAGGCGGCGGAGAAGGCGGAGGACGAGACGCAGGAGAGUUAGGAGGAGACGCUCCAGGAGAAGAAGGCGCAGGAGGGCCACGCCCGGCCGCAGGAGGAGGAGGAGGAGGAGGAGAAGAAGGAGGAGGAGAAGGAGGUCCGUGAGGAGGAGAAGGAGGAGGAGAUCCUUGAGGAGAAGGUCCGUGAGGAGAAGGAGGAGGAGAUCCAGGAGGAGGAGGUCCUUGAGGAGAAGGAGGAGGUCCCGCAGGAGGAGAUCUGUCAGGAGGAGGAGGAGGAGAAGGAGGGUCAGGAGGAGGAGGAGGUCAAGGUACCCAAGGAGGAGAAGGAGGAGGAGAAGGAGAGUCAGGAGGGUCCGCAGGCUGAGGAGGAUCAGGAGAGUCAGGAGAUACAGACGCAGGAGGAGACCCAGGAUGCGCAGGAGGAGAAGGAGGAGAAGAAGACUGAGCAGGCUGUACUAGUGGCAGCUGAACAUGGACUGUAUAUACUCUGCCAUUUUCUCUAUUCAUAUAGACUUCUAUUUAUCACUAAUGGACCUUUUCACUUUUCAUGCCACUCUGUUUUAAUAUUUCUGUGUGCAAAUAAAACAUUCAUAGACAGCUGGCUUGGACCUCAUUGAAACUGUAAAACCUUUU
Hippocampus zosterae (dwarf seahorse) is the source of this 1012-nucleotide messenger RNA. RefSeq names its product protamine-like protein. NCBI's taxonomy places the organism in Eukaryota, Metazoa, Chordata, Actinopteri, Syngnathiformes, Syngnathidae. The record is from RefSeq and is a predicted model, not a curated record. The coding region runs from base 101 to 838 and encodes 245 amino acids. Gene Ontology annotation, cellular component: nucleosome. Gene Ontology annotation, molecular function: DNA binding. Gene Ontology annotation, biological process: nucleosome assembly. The transcript has a single exon.